Messenger RNA from Xenopus laevis (African clawed frog), 2279 nucleotides. RefSeq names its product Rh family C glycoprotein L homeolog (gene rhcg.L). Bases 435 to 1859 code for a protein of 474 amino acids. Gene Ontology annotation, molecular function: ammonium channel activity. Gene Ontology annotation, cellular component: membrane; apical plasma membrane; basolateral plasma membrane. The record is from RefSeq and is a predicted model, not a curated record. The transcript has 10 exons. Gene Ontology annotation, biological process: ammonium homeostasis; ammonium transmembrane transport. Lineage: Eukaryota; Metazoa; Chordata; Amphibia; Anura; Pipidae.
UGGUUAGAGAUCAAAUCCAGUGAGUAGCAGUUUGAUGUUGUGGUUUGUAGUAUGUAGUUAAAGAAAAGAAAAAAAAUUUUCAUGGAAAAAUCUAUUGACCGAUGGUCCUGACACAGACAGGCCAACCUCCGACUCCACCCUAUGUUCUAUUUAUCCCAGAGCCACUUAUAGGCUGGGUCAGACUGUAAGUAUGCAUAACCUUUUCUGAAUCACCUCCUACUUUUCAGGUGAGAAGUUACACCCCCUAAACCCUUGAAUAUAGCAACAGGUCAUUUGCUCAGUCUUCAUAUGGGACUUUUAGCCUGUCCCUUUUAUCAGAUACCUGAUAGGAUAUUCAUGCUUCUGUCUGCAGCAGGUUUCUAGUUUAUUGUCUAUUAUUUUUUAUGAUUGUUAUGAUUAUUUUUUUUUAAUAUAAAACCAAAAAUCCAUCAAAAAUGUUGAGACACGACAGCAACAUGCGGUGGCGGCUACCACUGAUUUGCUUCGCGUGGGAGAUCGCAAUGAUAGUUCUCUUUGGAGUCUUUGUGCGAUACAACAUUGAAGCUGAUCCUCACUGGCCAAUAUUCAUGAAACGCGAAAACAUCACCAGUGACGUUGAAAAUGACUUUUACUUCAGGUAUCCCAGUUUCCAGGAUGUCCAUGUAAUGAUCUUCGUUGGCUUUGGUUUCCUUAUGACAUUCCUUCAGAGAUAUGGCUUUGGCAGUGUUGCCUUCAAUUUUCUGCUUGCCGCCUUCGGGAUUCAGUGGGCCCUUCUAAUGCAGGGCUGGUUUCACACAUUUGUAGAUGGGAAGAUCCUCAUUGGAGUUGAAAGCUUGAUCAACGCGGACUUCUGCGUGGGAUCAGUCUGCAUCGCUUUUGGAGGUGUUCUAGGCAAAGUUAGUCCAGUUCAGAUUAUGGUCAUGACCUUGUUUCAGGUCACUCUGUUUGCGGUAAACGAGUGGAUUCUUCUAGAUAAACUUCACGUAAUUGAUGCCGGUGGUUCAAUGACUAUUCAUACAUUCGGAGCAUAUUUUGGGCUUACGGUGGCUUGGAUCCUAAACCGACCAAAACUAAAGCUAAAUAAUGACAAAGAGGGGUCAACCUAUAUUACUGAUCUGUUCUCCAUGAUUGGAACCCUUUUUCUAUGGAUGUACUGGCCAAGCUUUAAUUCUGCUAUCUCAUAUCAUGGAGAUGCCCAGCACAGAGCUGCAAUAAACACCUACUGUGCUCUUGCUGCCUGCGUUCUCACAACAGUAGCCAUAUCCAGUGUAGUGAACAAAAAAGGCAAACUAGAAAUGGUUCACAUUCAGAAUGCAACCCUGGCAGGAGGAGUAGCAGUUGGUACGGCUGCAGAGAUGAUGCUUACUCCAUAUGGAUCUUUAAUUGUUGGAUUCAUAUGCGGCAUUGUGUCUACCUUAGGAUUUACAUAUCUUUCGCCUAUAUUGUCCAACAAGCUACGGCUCCAGGAUACGUGUGGAAUACAUAAUCUCCAUGGAAUGCCAGGCUUAAUAGGUGGAAUUGUUGGUGCAGUUACAGCAGCAUGUGCAACAGAAGGAGUUUAUACUGCAGAGGGACUGAAAAAAAUGUUUAAAUUUCAAGGCGAAUUUGCUGACAGAACUCCCAGCAUACAAGGAGGAUAUCAGGCAGCCGGCAUAGCUGUCUCUCUGGCAUUUGGGAUUGUAGGAGGCGCCGUUGUAGGCUGCAUUCUGAAACUGCCGAUUUGGGGAGACCCAUCAGAUGAGAAUUGCUUUGAUGAUGCUGUCUAUUGGGAGCUGCCCCAGGAGGAUGAGGAGGAACACCUGGGAGCUGCCAAUCAAUACGCCACUCAUUUACCAGAAAAUUUUAAACUACCGGAUAGGACUGAAAUUGCCUUUAAAUAACUUGUCUGACAAAAUGUGUAAAUACGCACAAUGCAGCACUUGUUUUCUGUCUCUUUUUUGGUCUGAAUAACACAGGGACAUUUAGUUCUGAAGAAGUAUCUCUUUUAUUAAAAAUAUAUAUAUAUUUUUUUUUUCUGAUCAAGGUACUCUGCUUUAGCAGUGCACACUCUUUUCAGAAUCAGACAAACAUUAUUUUUUCAAUAUCCAUUUAAGAUAAUGUGAUAAGUUCUUCCUUUAAGGACUUUUUAGACGUUUUCACCCAGCAAGGUGUUUCAUAGCAUUGGGUGACGAGGAUCAGGGUCCCACUGCUAGACAGCCUUGCUUUAGAACAAUCUGAGCCUGACCUAUUAAAGGAAAACUAUACCCCCAAAAUGAAUACUUAAGCAACAGAUAGUUUAUAUCAAAUUGAAUGACAUAUUA